GUAGCCGGUCCGGGCUGCACCAAUAUAAUAGCUACAUCAUGGGCUGCACCAGUGAAUGGCAGCAGUUCGUCCACUGACGUUACCGUUAGCUAGCAAACGGUAUCUCCCCGGCUAGUCACAAAGAUGGCGAACGUGGUGCUGGAGUUUAAGGCUUUUGCCGGUGACUCCGAGCCACAGAGCCGCCCUGUCCUGAUCAUCGGACAUCAGACCAACCUGCACAAAGUCGCCUGGAGCCAAAUCAAAGGAAAACUACAGCCGGUCGUUAACAAAGAGAUCUGGCAGGCGGCUCUUGGUGCUUUGAACCCAAACCCUACGGACAGCUGCCCUCUGUACCUCAACCAUGCUGCAGUAGCUGCCAUUCCUUCACGGGUCAGCAGGCACAACAGCCAGUCGUCUGCCCACUUUGUGUCCCGUCUGGUCCGUUCCUGUCUGCCUGGAGGGAACAACCGCUGCAUUGUGAUGGUGUGUGAGCGUUCAGAUGUGUUUGCGUCCUCCUGUGCCAUCGCCAGGGCCUUCCCCAUCUUCUCUCGCCGCUCCACAUCUUCACGCAGGGCUGAAAAGAAACACGUCACUGUGGAGUUUGUUAUUGUUGGGCAAGAGAGCAGUCGUCUGGAUACCGCAGAACUUGAGUGUCUCUCCAACGCUGCUCAUGGGGUGCGGAUGGCAGCUCGGAUUGUGGACACACCAUGCAAUGAGAUGAAUACAGAUCACUUCUUAGAUGAGAUCAAGGCUGUGGGAACUGAACUUGGAAUAACUCCAGUUAUCAUUCGUGGAGAGGAGCUGAAACAAAGAGGAUUUGGAGGCAUUUAUGGAGUUGGCAAGGCGGCAGAGCAUCCUCCUGCAUUAGCAGUCCUGAGCCACACACCAGAAGGUGCAACCCAAACCAUUGCAUGGGUGGGAAAGGGCAUCGUGUAUGACACUGGUGGACUCAGCAUCAAGGGAAAAACUACAAUGCCAGGCAUGAAGAGAGACUGUGGUGGAGCUGCUGCCAUUUUGGGAGCUUUUAGAGCUACUAUUAAACAGGGCUUUAAGGACAACCUCCAUGCAGUGUUCUGCCUUGCAGAGAAUGCAGUUGGACCCACAGCCACACGACCUGAUGAUAUCCACACACUCUACUCUGGAAAGACAGUGGAGAUCAAUAACACUGAUGCGGAGGGCAGGCUGGUUCUGGCUGAUGGAGUGGUGUACGCCAGCAAAGACCUGUCAGCUGAUAUUAUUCUGGACAUGGCCACGCUGACUGGGGCACAGGGGAUCUCCACAGGGAAGUUCCAUGCAGCUGUGAUGACCAACAGUGAGGAAUGGGAGGUUGCAUGUGUGCGUGCCGGCCGCAGCAGCGGAGAUCUCGCUCACCCUCUGGUCUACUGCCCCGAGCUGCACUUCAGCGAGUUCACCUCUGCCAUGGCUGACAUGAAAAACUCUGUGGCAGACCGGGAGAACGCCCAGAGCUCCUGUGCCGGCCUCUUCAUUGGUUCCCACUUGGGCUUUGAUUGGCCUGGUGUCUGGGUCCAUAUUGAUAUUGCCUCUCCUGUCCAUGUGGUGUGGGGAGCGGGCCACAGGAUUUGGCGUUGCUUUGCUAAUGGCCCUGUUUGGGCAGGCAUCAGAAGACUCCAUGCUGAACCAAGUGUCUCCUCUGGGUGCUGCCGCCAACAUGUCUGAAGACCACAUGGAGCGAGACUGCAAGAGACGAAGACUGGUGUAGAACACACAGCGGUUACUCGCGAACCCUGACUGCUCCGCUGCCACCACACACCCGAACCGUUGAAGAAAGUGCUCAUCCAGUUAGAGUUAAAACAUUUUAAACUGUGAUUCAACUUCCUGUGUUUGAUUAAAUGUCACUGAAUAAAAUGGUAAAUCAUCAGUAAA
This is a messenger RNA of Etheostoma spectabile (orangethroat darter), 1863 nucleotides long. RefSeq names its product probable aminopeptidase NPEPL1. Gene Ontology annotation, biological process: proteolysis. Gene Ontology annotation, cellular component: cytoplasm. The record is from RefSeq and is a predicted model, not a curated record. Lineage: Eukaryota; Metazoa; Chordata; Actinopteri; Perciformes; Percidae. Gene Ontology annotation, molecular function: metalloaminopeptidase activity; manganese ion binding. The coding region runs from base 124 to 1656 and encodes 510 amino acids. The transcript has 12 exons.